Molecule: messenger RNA, 1643 nt
Organism: Bombus pyrosoma
Lineage: Eukaryota; Metazoa; Arthropoda; Insecta; Hymenoptera; Apidae
Product: zinc finger protein 346-like
Exons: 6
Coding region: 372-1112 (246 amino acids)
Molecular function (GO): zinc ion binding; nucleic acid binding
Source: RefSeq, a predicted model, not a curated record
GUGUAUCUCGUUUCAAAUAUUUACGUGUUAUAUUAAAUUAAUUGUGCGCAGUAUUUUAGUUUACAAUAUAAUUACUAAACGCGCCUUAAGUGACGACAUUCUAGGAACUCCUGGGGCCUAUCAAAUGUAAUAUUGAACCACUAAUAGAGGAACUGCUACUACCCGAAUAUAAUGUUCCUAAAAAAAGCAGGCAACCAACUCGAGAAUUUGUAUCAAAAGUGUUAAAGAGAUAACCCAUUUAUAAACUUUAUAAACAUUGCUGACCCCUAAGUAUUUUUCGAAAUUCAUUAAGAAAAUAUAAAGUUUAAUACGCAUACUAAACAGUGGUGUAUCUGAUUCCGAUAUACAAAGCUCAACAGAUAGUUCCAAAAAUGGCUGUAUCGUCAGAAAGCGUAAUAAAUCCUGGCCUGAAUGAUCCUGUAACCAAAGCAGUAGUAGAUAAUAUAAUGGGAAAUUUACCUACAAAGAAACCCCCUGUCCGAUGUGAUGAUUGUGACCUUUCAUUUACCAGUCAAACAGUAUUAGAUACACAUUUACAAGGAGCGCGUCAUGCUAAACAGAUUAGAUCCAAAAAUAUAAUGGCAUCUCUUGAAGAAACCAAAGUAGCAUUUACAAAAGACGAAGAAACAAAUGGAUUGAAAUGCAAUGUGUGUAAUGUGUGUCUAAACUCAAUACAACAACUUCAAACACAUUUAAAUGGUAUAUUACAAAGGAGCCGGCACAAAAAGAAAGCUAUGAGAGGUAAUACACGUUAUAUGGUACGAAAGCCGCUACCAUAUGGGCUUAAAUGUAGUCGCACUUUGUGUGGGUGGACUGACAAAGAUGUUGGCAGUUCAGUGACAUCUGCGACUAUGAAUAUCCAAGAAAACACUGUGUCUAAAGGCGUAUCGCUUUCAUGCAGCAUGUGUAAUAAAAUCUUCAAUUCUCAGAUGCAAUACAAUGUGCAUAUAACAUCGAAAAAGCAUACUGGUAAAUUAAAACAAGCUAGGACUCAAAAGAAAAAAAGAUUUUUGCCAUAUUGGAAAAAACCUAAACCUGGUGUAAAUCCUAAGAAUUUUGUUCAAUCGCUAUCAAACAAUUUUGUACCAGGGGGUUUCACGAAUCAGACAUAGGAAAAUAACGUAAUAAAAUGAAUAUCUCUAUUUUAAUACACAUAUGAAUUAUUUAAGUACAUGUUUUAUUCUUUCCAAGGAGAAUAAUUCAUUCCAAGUAGAGUCAUGAUUCUUUAAACGAUGAAAUUAAUUUGAUACUUAAAUUUUGGACAUUAAGUGACAUUCACAUAUACAAAUAAGUAAAUACACAAUGUUAUAUAUAAUUUUGUAAUUCAUGAACAUUGGAGGCUCUGCCGCGUUAAGAUAUAAAUCUCUCUCUUUGCACUAUUUCUUCAGGGUAUAAUAUAAAUAUACAUAUAAUUGAAAGACGGUUAGUUCAAUUGGAAAUCACAUGUAAAUUUUUGUUAGAUGUAUUUAAUAAUUAAGGAAAGUUUUAAAAACAAAUUGUACAAAAAACUAAGAUAUGUUUGAAAGAUUGACAUUGUUCUUGAUAUUAGAUGAAAUAGUGCAAGAAGGUACCGAUGUAAUGUAUGAAUGUAUAUAUGUUCAUUUAAAGAUUAAUGGAAAAAUAUAUAAUGUUGUAAGUAAUAA